This is a messenger RNA of Akanthomyces muscarius, 3060 nucleotides long. RefSeq lists its product as uncharacterized. The transcript is spliced from 5 exons. Gene Ontology annotation, biological process: DNA recombination; nucleotide-excision repair, DNA gap filling; double-strand break repair via nonhomologous end joining. Gene Ontology annotation, molecular function: DNA ligase (ATP) activity; ATP binding; DNA binding. Bases 1 to 3060 code for a protein of 1019 amino acids. The record is from RefSeq and is a predicted model, not a curated record. NCBI's taxonomy places the organism in Eukaryota, Fungi, Ascomycota, Sordariomycetes, Hypocreales, Cordycipitaceae. Gene Ontology annotation, cellular component: DNA ligase IV complex.
AUGCCACUUCCGUUCUCGGCCGUCUGCGAUUUGCUCGAGCACUCGUACCGGCUAUGCCAGUCCCGCAAGAGAAACGUCGCCGCGGUGCACACGUGGUUUCGCCGGCACCGCACUGCCGUCGACGCGCACGAUACGGACCUGGCGGCGCUGCUGUCGACGCUGCUGCCGGAGAAGCGCACCGACCGGGUGUACUGCAUCCAGACGCCGACGCUGGAGAGGAUCAUCGGUCGAGCGCUCAUGCUCGGCGCUUCCAGGAUGCUGGAGCUGACGACGUACAAGCGGCCGGGUGCGGGAGUCGAUUUGGCAGAUUGCGUGGAGAGGAUUCUCUCCGUGACUCCGAACGCUGUGCAAGAGGACCGGUGUCAAGUCACCGUGGAAGAAGUAGACCAGUUGCUUCACGGCCUGGCCGCGCGCAUCCGAUGGAGCGCCCCGGCGAUCCGGCAGUCCAGCGCCUCCAUGUCGCAUCAGAGCCGCGGCGACCUGGAAUCCGUCUACAGACGCCUCUCCCCGCGCGACGCCAAGUGGUUCACGCGGCUUGUCCUGAAGGACUACCAGCCGCUCAUCUUUGACGCGCAGCUGCUCUACCGCUCCUGCGACCCGGUGCUGCCGUGCAUUCUCCAGAUUCGCGACGACUUUACCGAAGCGCUGGAUGCGAUUUCCGCCGCGCGCGGGUCAUUACUGCCGAUGACGGCAGCGGCGGGGGGCCCUGGGGCGCUGAGUGCACGGAGGGUGCUGGCGACGAUUAAGCCGAAGCUGGGUGUGAAAGUUGGGAGACAGCAGUGGCACAAAGGACGGAGUAUCAAGCAUUGCAUUGAUAUCGGUACCGGGCGGAUGAGCGUGGAGAGGAAAAUGGAUGGCGAGUACUGUCAGAUUCAUGUGGAUAUGAGUAGACCGAAAAAGAAGGUGCAGAUAUUCUCCAAAAGCGGCAAAGACAGCACGGAAGAUCGAGAGAGGGUUAUACCCGCGAUUGAGAGAGCGCUCAGGCUUAAUACGAAUGAGUGCGGGUUUCAAAAAGCUUGUAUACUAGAAGGCGAGCUGGUUGUGUACAAUGACUUGGAAAACACGAUAAUGCCAUUUCAUAAAAUCCGUGGCCAUGUUACUCGUCGAGGACGGUAUUUGAAUACGGAGCAAGACUCACAACCAAAUCCGUAUGAGCAUCUGUUGAUGGUUUACUACGACAUUUUCCUGCUGGAUGACCAGUCCCUUAUGGACGUGGUACACUCAGAGCGAUUCAAGCUUCUUGAGAAGGUCAUCCACUGCGAGCGUGGUAUUGCCGUACUGGUACAAAGAGAAAUACUUGACUUUCGUCAUUCCAUGGCUGCAUCGGCUCUGCGAAAGGCCUUUGCCAAGGUCGUCAUUGAGAGAGGUGAGGGGCUUGUCCUGAAGCCUGAUGAGCCAUACAUCAUCAUCGGCGACAAUGGACAAACCACGUCGUGUCGUUGCAUCAAGCUGAAGAAGGAAUAUAUUGGGGCGUUUGGCGAUGUAGGCGACUUUGCGAUAGUGGGUGCUGGUUUUCAUGCUGCCAGGGCCAAGGCAUACCGUAUACCGAACCUCAAGUGGACGCACUUCUACGUCGGGUGUUUGAACAAUAAAGAAGAAGUCAGGCGUUGGGACCACAGACCCGAGUUUACCGUCGUCUGCGCUGUUGAGCUCUCCGAGGCUCUUUUGCGAUCAUUUCUCGCACUCGGCGAGCUCUCAGCCGUGCCGCGUGCGGAGAACACGUCCACCAAGCUGACCAUACCAGCAGGCAUCCAGUGUCCCGUGGGCUUGACCGUCGCGUUUACGAACCCUAUGGUUGUGGAUCUACGCUGCUUCAGCUUUGACAAGCCGGGCAAUAUUGGCUUCUGGACGCCGCGCUUCCCCGCCGUCACCAAGCUGCACACUGACCGGGACUACACGGACGUUGUGACGUUUGACGAGCUGCAGGCCCUGGCCAUAGAGGCCGUGGAGAAGCCGGAGCUGGAGGACAGCCAGGAGAACCUGCGCUGGAUUGCAAAGCUGGAGGGCGCCGACCCACGGGGCAUCGCGGUGGACGCGGUGAGCCAGGCGACGGCGAGCACGAUGCCGACGCCGUCACCGGCCAAGAUGACGCAGAGCACGGCGUCGGCGGGUAGCCAGUCGUCCAAGGCGGCAACGGAGAUGAGCCGCCACAGCCACCACGCGACCUUGACAGAGACGAUUCGUGAAGAAAAUGUGCAGAGAGAUGCGUCCAUCUCCAUUAUAUCGAUUUCCACGUCUUCGGCGACCGAGGAACUGUCCCCGCAAAAGACGGCAAUAUUUGCCCCGGCGAAACGGGCCCAGGACGUGCGCUCUUCGGAGCAGAGCCUCAAACGCGCAUGCAGGGCAAGCUUACGAGACAGCUCCGUCCUGCCGAUUGCGUCGCCGCGGACGCCACUGGGGAUCAUUGACGUCAACGUCUCGUACGGUGACUCCCAGUCGGCUGAUGGCCUAGACAGCCAAGCCACGGUGAAGCUGGAGCCGCGCAGGGCCGAAACAGCUGAGCAUGACGUUAUUGAGAUUUUGAGCUCGGAUGCAGAGGAGGAUGAACCGACGCAGGAGAUGGACAGCCAGAGACGCUUCCCAGCACCGGCUGUCCCCAUGACGGUUUCAUCUCAGGGCGAGAAGGCACAGAGGCUACGAUGCAAGCACGUAGGCGAUGAAUGCGGAUUCGUCGGAAAGACGUUGCUCCUGUCGAGCCCGGCGCUGCUGCAUCUCGCCGAACUGACGAGCCUGUUCCACGAGCACGGCGUGGACGUGCCGCGCGUCGUCCCAUGCAUCGAGACAUGGUGGAAGACGCAGCGGAAGCAGAAGCAGGAGCAGAAGCAGAGUCGCGUGCUGCUGCUGCUCGUUGAUAGCGUGCACCACGGCGCCGAGACCUCAGCCCUCAUCGCAAGGCUGAAUGCGGCGCGCAGGGACGACGUUGGGCUGCGGGACUGCAUCACCGUGUACGACUGGCGUGUGCUGAAGCAUGUGUCGAUUGCGGAGGAUGCGCGGAUUACGAAAAAGUACUAUGAUGGGUUUCAGGAUCCGUGGCGGCGGUGGUAUUGUGGGCUGGUGUAG